AUGUCAGAUAUAGAAACAGAAAUUUCUGCCUUAAAGAAAACUAAGACCAUUGGUAUUAUUGGUCUUGGUGAUAUGGGCUUCUUAUACGCCAAGAGAUUUGGCGAAGCUGGAUGGACAGUUGUUGGAUGUGACCGGGAAGAUCAAUUUGAACAAACCAAGGCUAAAUAUGCCGGUGAGCCAUUUGAAGUGUUGAAAAAUGGACAUUAUGUGUCACGGAUUUCUGACUAUAUUAUUUAUAGUGUUGAAGCCGAAAAUAUUAACAAGAUUGUUUCAAUUUACGGACCAUCAACAAAAUUUGGAUCAAUUGUUGGGGGUCAAACUUCUUGUAAAGGGCCUGAAAUUGCAGCAUUUGAACAACAUCUUCCUCAAGAUACCAGCAUUGUCUCUUUACACUCUCUCCAUGGACCAAAGGUUAAUACUACGGGACAACCAUUGGUUUUAAUCAAACAUAGAGCCAAUGACACAGACUUCAAGUUUGUGGAUUUAUUAGUUUCAUGUCUUAAUUCUAAAGUUGUCUAUCUCUCUGCAUCGGAACAUGAUAAAAUUACCGCCGAUACACAAGCAGUGACACACGCAGCAUUUCUCUCCAUGGGUGUCGCUUGGAAAUCCAUUAAUCAAUAUCCAUGGGAAACUCCAAGAUGGGUUGGAGGUAUGGAAAAUGCUAAAAUCAACAUUUCUCUUCGAAUUUAUUCUAAUAAAUGGCAUGUUUAUGCUGGGCUUGCCAUCACAAAUCCAGCAGCACAUGAUCAAAUCUUACAAUAUGCUAACUCUGUCACUGAAUUGUACACAUUGAUGAUUCAGGGUAAAGAGACUGAAUUGAGAGAGAGAUUAAUGAAAGCAAAGGAAUAUGUAUUUAAAAAUGUAUCUAAUACAGAUAUGUUACUUGAUGAUAAUUUAUUGGAAAAGUUUUCGUUAAGUAAAGUCCCACCAGGAGGUAGACAACCCAAUUCACACUUAUCUUUAUUAGGGAUAGUCGAUAGUUGGUACAAAUUAGGAAUUGUUCCAUAUGAUCAUAUGAUUUGUUCCACUCCACUUUUCCGGAUAUUCCUUGGUGUUACUGAAUACCUUUUCUGCACUCCUGGAUUACUUGAAGAAUGUAUCAGUGUUUCUGUGAAUGAUCCAACCUUUAGACAUGAUGAUUUAGAAUUUACUAUUGCUGCUAGAAAUUGGUCAAAGAUUGUUUCAUUUGGGAACUUUGACCUCUACAAGCAAGAAUUUGAAACAGCUCAAGAGUUUUUCAAACCAAUGCUUGGAGAAGCAAAUAGAAUUGGAAAUGAAAUGAUUAAAACGAUUUUAGAAAGAGUUAGAGAAAGGGAACAAUAA
Messenger RNA from [Candida] anglica, 1323 nucleotides. The record is from the annotation of a GenBank genome assembly. NCBI's taxonomy places the organism in Eukaryota, Fungi, Ascomycota, Pichiomycetes, Serinales, Debaryomycetaceae.